Messenger RNA from Cynoglossus semilaevis (tongue sole), 4531 nucleotides. It is a transcript of the gene sorbs3, whose product is annotated as sorbin and SH3 domain containing 3. NCBI's taxonomy places the organism in Eukaryota, Metazoa, Chordata, Actinopteri, Pleuronectiformes, Cynoglossidae. The transcript has 21 exons. The coding region runs from base 301 to 2448 and encodes 715 amino acids. The record is from RefSeq and is a predicted model, not a curated record. Gene Ontology annotation, molecular function: protein binding.
AGUGCGAGCUCACACACAUACACACAUACAGUACAGACGUACACAGCUCGCUCCAUGCACACAGUCAAACAUUCAGACUGAAUCACGGGCAGAGAUAAAAAGACACUGUGUUGUCCUGACAAAGAGACACAGAAAGAGAGAGAGAGAGGAGUAAAGAGGAGCAGCAGCGAUUUCCCUCCUUCUUCCUUCACUCUCCUUCUGCACUGAGGAGACCUUACUGCUCAGCCUGCAGCUGUCUCAUACAUUAGAUGCUGGACUGGAGAAUCUAAAACCUGUCACUCAAGGACCAAAACCGAUCACAUGCAGACUCAGCAAACUGUGGAAGUGGUUGGUGAACCCAAUGGCUCCAGGAUUGUCUUCCCGGACGAUCCUGGAGUCUCGUCGGGGCAGCACAUUCUAACUUCUCCAGUGAUGACCCAUGAGGUGGUCAUCUCCCCUGGACUCCCUACACCUCCCCUUAGCCCGUUUCGCUCAGCAAGACUGUUAUCUGGAGAGUCCAAGGUUUCAGAUGUAAAUGGAACAACUUUGAGCUUCGGAUCAUAUUAUGGACCUUCACAGAUACGUGGUGGGCUCUUCAACGGUGUUCAUGGCUCUGUCACAUUACCGCGCAGCUGGACUCCAACUAGGGAAGAGAAACUUAUCAAGUUCUCUGGAAUUGGUCCAGUGGAUGAAACUGGGAUGCCCAUCGCCUCCAGAUCUAGUGUGAACAAGCCCAGAGACUGGUACAAGAGCAUGUUCAGACAGAUUCACAGGAAGCCAGAGGAAUCCGAGCUGGAAGAUUCAGAUUGUUGGGUGACUGAACGGCUGCAGUCUGCCAAUACACCGACAGCAGAAGAAAACAGUGACACAGACAGGAAUCUGUUCAGACUGACACCAUACGGAGCUCUGCCUGACUGGAGUGAGGAUGUAGAUAAGCUGUCAGACCCAGGAAAGCAGCAGCAGCCUCAGCCCAGGAGCAUAUUUGACUUUGAACCAGGAAAGACCAACAGCAGCAGCAAAAACCAGACAUACUUUCCCCCAAAGACACAGCCUGAAGAACCAAAGCCCACCUCAGUUGAGGCCAGUCUAGUCUCUGAGUUGAGUCGAUUUGAGGCAGAGUUGGACUCGGAGAUCCAGGGACUGGAGAGGAGACUGUCUGAAAAGACGCACCAUCGAGGCCGGGGUGAGGAGGCUAGAAGCCGGGGUCCAGCCGCUGCUCCAAAGACUGGAACUGCAAACUACAGCCAAUUAUCAGCUUCAAAGCAGCCUCUCCAUCGAUCUGUGGCCACAUCACUGACCUCUGCUCCCUCAUAUGUAGAGCGUCUUUUUGCCACAAAUGAAACCAUGGAGCCUCCACCAAAGAAAGAGGAGAAGAAGAUGAAAGCAGCCAGAGCCAAGUUCAGCUUCCAGGCUCAGUCACCAAAAGAACUCACACUUCAGAAGGGAGACAUUGUUUACAUCCACAGACAGGUUGAUGCUAACUGGUUCGAAGGAGAACAUCACGGAAGAGCUGGAAUUUUUCCUACAACUUAUGUAGAGGUUCUUCCUCCUACUGAGAAGCCCACUCCGAUUAAGUCCCCCACUCUUCAGGUGCUGGACUAUGGAGAGGCUGUUGCUCUUUAUAACUUCAGCGCUGACCUACCAGUAGAACUGUCUUUUCGUAAAGGUGAAAUGAUCAACAUCACCAGGCGUGUUGAUGAUAAGUGGUUGGAGGGGAGAAUCUCAGGGACCAGUCGGAGCGGAAUCUUCCCAGCUACUUACGUUCAGGUCAACAAGAUGCCUCGCACCAAGUACUCCACAGACGACUACUCAACAGGACCCAUGUCCCCUGUUUCCCCUGGACCUCAUAGUCCAGGACGUCCACUCCACUCACCUUGCCCACGUUCACCAUUUACACCCACGUCUUUGAGCCCCAGGCCCGAACACUCCCCACUGAAGCCGUCGUCACCUCUACCUUAUGCCAGUCCAUCUUCACAGACACGCUCUCCCACCCAGACACUCGUCACCAAAGAAACCACCUAUCACUGGCCACAGAGCACCUACAAAACUGCUUCACCCACCACCCAGAAUAGUCCCUGGUCUGGGACACAUCCUCCAAACCAGAUUUCCACAGAUAGAGCAGUUUCACACUCCACUCAGUCUUCAGUGUCCACGUACAGAACAGGAACCUCACCAGCCAACACUUCCAGACCCACUGAGCCCUCACAGGGCGUUCAGUCUAAUCCACAUGUCAACUCCUUGCCGCACUCACCGGCUCCAAACAGCCCUAGUACAGCAGCAGUGCAACGCCAACCUUUUAGAUACAAAGCGGUUUACAACUACAAACCACAGAACACUGACGAGUUGGAGCUCAGAGAAGGAGACAUUGUACAAGUGAUGGAGAAGUGUGAUGAUGGCUGGUUUGUAGGUACGUCAGAUAGGACUCGUGCGUUUGGGACUUUUCCUGGAAAUUAUGUAGCACCAGUUUGACUUUCCCUCACUUCCCACAUGCCCACAUCCUCCUGGACUCAAAAGAGACCAAACUCCCCACUCCUGCCGACUCCACCAAAAGAGAAACUUUGACACUGCAGCUAUAUUUGCUCAUUCCAUUACUCACCACACUCCAAAUUCUGGUUUGCUUUUAGUCACACUCACUUUUUCACUCUGUUUUCCCAGAACAUAAGAAAUGUCAGGGGCACUGUGUGUGGUUUGUCACCUUCCUGCACAUGUCUGUGUGUGUGUGUGUUGCAGUGUUUAAUACACAUGCCAUUUGAGGGGGAAAUGCUGAUGCUACUGUUUCUGAUGCAAAGAAUGGUCAUUUUUGUUCCGCAGCUAUUUGCAGCUGCAGGAAAAAUCACAUUCUUUUCCUCUGAGCAGAGGGAAAGUCCUGAUAUAGUAUGAUGUUGCAUUUAGGUUUGUGUCACCAGAGUCACAUCACACACCACUGCUGAGAAGUUUGAAAUGAAAACACACUUUUUCUGUAGCAACUUCUUGAUAACUAAUAUUUUCUUUAAAUAUCUCCAAAUUAUUUUUUAGAUCUCUGAAAAAAACAAUACAAUUCCUGGGCAUUUUUGGGAAGAACAUGCCCAUGUGUUCAGAGGAGCCAAAAAUGUUUCAAUACGAUUACUGCUGUUCAAUCUGAAAGGUUUUAAAAAGACUGUAUCAUGAAAGUGUAUUUUUGAUUUGAAGAAAUGAAAACUGUUUUGAAAUGAAAAACCUUUCCACCAAUUUCUAUUUCAAGUGCUUAUUAAAGUAAAUUGUAAUGUUAUAUUCCAAGUCAAAUGACUCAGUAAAAGUUCUAAUUGAGUUUUGGUUUCGGUCUCCAAACCAAAACUUUUGAGUCAGGGAUGAGGAUAAUAAAGGAAAGUCUGAGUUGAGUCCGAUUUGGGUUUUUGUCAUUUUUAACCAUGAGUCCAAAAAUAAUUGUAGCCAACUAUUAGUUGCAUAUCCUAAGGUUUUUUUGGUUUUGUCAUGUUCUAGAGGUUGAGCGCCAAGUCAUAGAAGAAAUGUUCUAUUAUUUGAGUCCUCAGAUUUAAAGUGUGAGUCUGAAUCCGAGGCGCACAGAGAAAGGUAAAGUGAAGUUCCCAGAAGUUGCAUGUGAAAGUUGCAAGGAAGGUAAGAGUGGAAUAUGAGUGGAGCAACUAUAUAGUCGUAAAAAAAAAUGAGAUCAAAUCCCCAGGGCUUGGGUACUAGUCAAAAUCACUGAGAAGUUUAAGUCAGGUUUUAGACAAGUCUCAACAGAGUCUUAGUUGCCAAAGAAAAAUUUGUAAACGCAGAAUGUUAAGGUUGAAAUGAUUAUUUAGAAAAAGCAUUGGUCUGUAGUUUAUCCAAGAGAUAAAAGCUUACUGUGGGAAACAGGAGAAAUGCAAUACUGAUUAUGAAAUGCCAAGUUUUUUUUUUUGUAAAAUAUAUGUUUUUAGUAAUAUUGUUUCAGGUUAAUUCAAUAAACCCACAGAGCAAAUCUUUUAUCAUUUUUUUCUUUUCAAAAAUGAGUUUUUUUAAUAUACUUUGUCUUUUGUUUUGCAUGCCAUAUAUCCUUUUUGAUUUGGAGAGAAAAGCCAAAGUUUAAAGUAAAGAGAUUGUGUACUGGUUUUUGUUAAUGUCCUAUUGAGACUUAUUGUGUGUUUUGAAAGGCUCCAUGAUAAAUCCCUGCUGCCACAGCAGGAAAAUGUAAUGGUAUUUUUGAAGUGAUACUCUUUGUGCCAAUUUUGACCAUUUUACUUCUGCUACUCUGCACUGAAAAAUCCCCUAAGUUCUUCUCUGCUGUGUUUGCUGCCACUGCUUUUUACAGUGUUCAGAUCACUCGUAUUUGUGCCAGAAUGUUCUUUCCAUUAAGUCAUUGUGCUUAUUUUAGAUAUAUACAUUAUUUUAAUCUAAAACCAAUGAUGUUUUAGAAACGAAAACACAAUAUGAUUGUACAGACUGUAAGCUUUGUCCAACUGAAAAUAUAAUAUAUAUUUGCUUUAUGAAAAUUGUAUCUUCUUUAAUGCAUGGUACACACUUUUUAAAUCUAUUAAGAGUGAUACUAAAAUGUUUUUUUGUUUUUCUCAUUUAUUUGAAAUGCACCCAAAAA